Messenger RNA from Anopheles stephensi (Asian malaria mosquito), 1627 nucleotides. Its product is annotated as palmitoyltransferase ZDHHC6. Gene Ontology annotation, biological process: protein palmitoylation. Gene Ontology annotation, cellular component: Golgi apparatus. The record is from RefSeq and is a predicted model, not a curated record. Gene Ontology annotation, molecular function: palmitoyltransferase activity. Bases 506 to 1615 code for a protein of 369 amino acids. NCBI's taxonomy places the organism in Eukaryota, Metazoa, Arthropoda, Insecta, Diptera, Culicidae. The transcript has 5 exons.
CACCGGAUGAAUCAUAUCCAUUUGACAGAACAACAGACCAAAUCGGUGCAAGAACGUACCAAAAACAUUAAAGACCUGCAUUUUUUAUCCGCAUAUAAUGUAAUUCGCCAAAGUCUAAACGCAACAUCAUUCAACAAACAGCGGCAAGCGGAUCGGCCAAGUGCAAGUGAGAGGCCACAAUUAUUCAACAUUCAACUUUACCCCAAAUAAAACUUCUUCAGUCAAUGCAAAAGACACUGUACAGCCGGUAUUUGCUUGCAUGAAAAAAAUGUUCAUCAACUGGAGCAAUAAUUCCAUCUGGCGUUUCCUUCACUGGGGCCCACUGACUGCAAUAGAGCCAUUGAUUCGAUGCAAAAGAAUGGGUGUGCUGAUGCUGAGUUUGAUAUGAAUGCACCCAAUAUCAUUCAAAGAGUUUAGCUUCUAAACCAAAAUUUCAUUUACAUUCUUUUAAGAGUUCCUGUUUUUUUUUUUUGCUAUUUCAGGUAUCGUACAAUCUAUCACAGUAAUGACCGUAUAUAUGAACGGCAUGUGGUGGCCGGCAAACACUUCCGUGCUGGCGUUCAUUAACCAAACAGUGUUUCUAGCACUGUCCCUCAGUACGGGGUUUUACUUCAUAAUGGCUUCGCUAACAGGGCCUAGCUAUCUGCAAUUGAAAUGGAAACCGAAGCGGGAGGAAGACGAACAGUAUUUACAAUUCUGUCACGUGUGUGACGGUUUCAAGGCACCCAGAUCCCACCAUUGCCGGAAGUGCAAUAGGUGCGUCAUCAAGAUGGAUCACCAUUGUCCGUGGAUAAACAAUUGCGUCGGUUGGGCAAACCAUGGCUAUUUUACCGCCUUCUUAACGUUUGCCGUGCUGGGCUGCAUACAUGCCACCGCGAUCCUGUCAGCCUCGCUGUACGUUGGGCUGUACCGGGACUGGUACAUCUAUUACGGUCAAUAUUCGAAGGUGAACGUAAAGCUCACCAUCUGGAGCCUUGUGUUGUGCGUGUUCAACAUUGGACUUGCUAUCGGUGUCGUUAUCACCGUCGGUGCACUGUUGGUAUACCAGCUGAGGUCUAUCUUUAACAAUCGUACCGCAAUUGAAGACUGGAUACUGGAGAAGGCACGGUACAGAAAGGAGCGCAAUAAUGAAACGUUCACUUAUCCUUACGAUUUGGGCAGAUGGAAAAAUAUGAAGCAGGUGAUCAACAUUACCUGUACGGCCGCCGGUAACGGUGUGGAAUGGCCCGUAGUGGAAGGAUGUGACCAGUACACCUUGACGCGCGAACAGUUAGCACAGAAAGAGGAAAAGCGAGCACGUACCCGUACGUACACCAUACAUCGUCCUGCCACCGGAAGCUGGGUACCGUUACUGUCUCAAGGAUUCAAAGUAUGCCUUUCACCGCCACUAACCGAUGAACCACGGAUUAAGCUAGCAGUGGGUGAUCUCGUACGCGUUACCAGAUGGAGGAAACAUUGGUUGUUUGGUGAGAAGAUUCAGGAAGCAGAGAGUGAGGCGAACGUGAAACGAAUUCGCGGUUGGUUUCCUCGUCAGUGUGCGGUCGAGUAUGCGGAAUAUGACGAUGUACCAACCGAAACGCAACUAUUAGACAAUAAAAGAAAAAAAGAUAUUUAAAAAGCGACCGAA